CGGCACUGGAGCGGCGGUGCCCUCCGUCGAGGAUCGGAAGUCCUCAAUCGGAUCGAAUCCUAGCAAGAAAGUCAUCAUUAAGAGCGCAGACAUGAAGGAGGACAUCCAGAAAGAAGCUAUUGAUAUUGCAAUUGGCGUUCCUAUGUAACUCAUGAGACGCAUCACUUUGUCUACUUCUAUUUGGACACUAAAGCUGUACUCCUCUUCAAAUCUGGCUGAUCCGUGCAAUGACUUGAAUGGAGAUGGACAUUGACGGGUGAUGAAAAAGAUAAGAUGAUUAUGUUACAGCCCUCUCCUUGCUUUUUGUACGUAUUAUGAUUCAAUAUCUCUAUAUAUGGAAGACUCCCUCGUUCUUGUAUAUUUUGUGUGAUGUGUUGACACUAAGGAGUAAGGCGUCGUUAGUUCCCACUGUUUGAUGUCCAUUUUUUCUGUUUGCUUUGUUCUUGAAGAUAAGAAUGGUAAAACAAAUUUAUAAGAAAUCUCUGCUUCUGUAUAGUAGCACAUGAGUUCUUAUCUGCAUAUGUUCUUGGUACGAUCGCUGUGUUAUGAUUGGUUCGAGCAAUGGCUAGGGGUGUUCUCGAUUUGUCUUUCUGUUUUCUUCAAGACUGUAGAGUUGAUUAAGCUCUUUCUAGUUUUGUGAAUGACAUGAUCUCGACCGAGACUUGAUGUUAUUGUGUAAAUGCUACCCUUGAUGAAAUAUACGAUGUUUAGAAGCAUUUUCGCAUUUUGACCCUUUAUAUAUACGCUUUGAUGAUCCUCACUACUUACCUACUUUGUUUGAAUCUUGAUUAGGCCUAUCUGAUAUGUGAAAAGGAGACUAGCUAAACCCUAAUAAGAUCUUAUUCCAAAAUCAAUUGAUGAUGGAAAGUGGUUUAUUACCACGAGUAUUAAAGUUGAUCUCUUUUUAUUUCAUAUUUCUUGAUGUGGAAUACACUGAUAAAUUUAGAAAUAGCUUUAAUAUCUGUAUGGUAAAUUGAGAAAAACUCUUUUUCCACAAAAACAAAUUAUACUUUGGCUAAAAUUCUCAAAUUGACGUGGUAUCUCCAAAAUCAAUACUCCUAUAAUUUACUCAUAUCGUGUAAAUUCAACUCAAACGAAAUAGACACAAGCAUCAUGAUGGUAUUUCUAGAAUCGAACAAACAAUAUACGACGCAUUGGAAGAAAGGCAUGUCAUUCUCUUUCAAAACUCAAGCCUAUAUAUAAGUAUUAUCUUUAACGUUUUUCCUUUCUAAUUAAUUUCAUUAUGAAAAUAUCUUUAAUUUUUACUCCUAAUACGUUUCGAUUUUGGGAUAUACAGUUAGACCAUGUCAGCUCAAGAGUCAAAGGGAGAGUAAAUAUGUAUGCGGCGAUGUGAUUCCUGAAUAAACGAUGAUAAGAAAAACGAGUUGAUUUUCUGUAUUUUAUUAGUGAAAAAGCAGAAAUUCCCCAACCAAAACCGCCGUCAGUGACACCACACAUGACACCCUUUCUCUCUCUCUCUAGCUGAAGACUUCAAUUUUCAAUUAAAGAUUGAUUUUUUCAUCUUCGAUUGAGUAGAGUAGAGGAGAGGAGAGGGAGUGAAGUCCACCUCAAUAAUGAGCCAAGACACGAAGAGGAACGGUGGUGGAGCGGCGGCGGCGCUCAGCUCCUCCGCCGAGGAUCGGAAGUCCUCCAUCGGAUCGAAUCCCAGCAAGAAAGUCAUCAUUAAGAGCGCAGACAUGAAGGAGGACAUCCAGAAAGAAGCUAUUGACAUUGCAAUUGGCGCGUUUGAGAAGUUUAGUGUAGAGAAGGAUGUGGCGGAGCACAUAAAGAAGACAUUCGACAAAAAAUACGGCCCAACUUGGCAUUGCAUUGUUGGCAAGAAUUUCGGUUCUUAUGUAACUCAUGAGACGAAUCACUUUGUCUACUUCUAUUUGGACACCAAAGCUGUACUCCUCUUCAAAUCUGGCUGAUCCAUUGAAUGACUUGAAUGGAGGCGGACAGUGACGAAUGGAGGAGGAGGAGAAGAAGAAGAUAGGAUGAUUAUGCUGUAGCCGCCUCCUUGCUUUUUGUACGUAUUAUCAUUCACAUAUCUUAAUCCAUGGAAGACUCCCCUGUUCUUGUAUAUUUUGUGUGAAACGUACUGUGUCGUUAGUUCCCACUUUUUCAUGUCCCUUUUCGCUGUUCGCUCGUUGUUCGUUCUGUGUCGUUAGCGCAGGAGUACUUAUCUUCGUAUGUUCUUGAUUUGAUCGCAUGUUAUGGUCGGUUUGAGCAAUGGCAAGGGGUGUUCUUGAUC
Salvia splendens (bonfire salvia) is the source of this 2254-nucleotide messenger RNA. RefSeq names its product dynein light chain LC6, flagellar outer arm. Gene Ontology annotation, biological process: microtubule-based process. Gene Ontology annotation, cellular component: cytoplasmic dynein complex. Bases 1575 to 1931 code for a protein of 118 amino acids. Gene Ontology annotation, molecular function: dynein intermediate chain binding. The record is from RefSeq and is a predicted model, not a curated record. Lineage: Eukaryota; Viridiplantae; Streptophyta; Magnoliopsida; Lamiales; Lamiaceae. The transcript has 4 exons.